AUGGCAGGAUUGCAAAACACGCCGCUGAAGAUUCUUGAACUGAAACCUGAAUCAUCCGAGGUGGAAAUCCUGACCGAGAACCUGCAACAAAUUUGCACCCGCAUCGAUGACUCUGGUGCAAGCCUUGUGUCCGUCAUUGCGGUGAUGGGCACGUACAGGACGGGGAAGAGUUUUCUUCUGGAUCUCUUGGCGCGAUACCUGAAGGUCAAAGCAGCUGAGACGGCCAAGGCGGAAGAGUUGGAGCUUGCUCGGCAGGAGGCCCUUCGUGCUGGGCUGCCAGCUUGGGCACCUGGUUUGGGGUGA
Messenger RNA from Cladocopium goreaui, 303 nucleotides. The record is from the annotation of a GenBank genome assembly. Lineage: Eukaryota; Dinophyceae; Suessiales; Symbiodiniaceae.